UUUAUUGGUGGUCCCUGGGGCGGCGACUCGUCUCUCUACGGGAAGCAGCAUGCUGGGAGAUGUAGUUCCGGGUUCAGUUGCCAUGGCGUUCGUCACAGCCUCCCCCAGAUCGGUCAUCCUGCGGUAGUGACGGGCAGUCUGACCAAUGGCAGUACUGUUUGGACCCAAGAAGGCGGGCUCUCUGCAGAAGGACUGGGAAGGUGGCGGCGGCGAAGGCGCUGGCGGUUGAGGUUGCUCCGAGCCAGGUAACUAUGAAAGGCUUGUAUUUUCAACAGAGUUCUACAAAUGAAGAAGUAACAUUUGUAUUUCAAGAAAAGGAAAAUGUCCCUGUCACAGAGGAUAACUUUGUGAGAGUUCAAGUUAAAGCUUGUGCCCUGAGCCACAUAAACACAAAGCUUCUAGCAGAAAUGAAGAUGGAAAAGGAUUUCUUCCCUGUUGGAAGAGAAGUUUCUGGAAUUGUAUUAGAGGUUGGCAGGAAGGUAACGUUCUUUCAGCCAGACGACGAAGUGGUCGGAAUUCUGCCUUUGGAUUCCGAAGACCCCGGGCUCUGUGAGGUUAUUCGAGUACAUGAGCAUUACCUGGUUCAUAAGCCAGAAAAGGUGUCAUGGACGGAAGCUGCUGGCGUCAUCCGGGACGGAGUCCGAGCCUGCACAGCUCUGUAUUAUCUUUCUCAACUCUCUCCUGGAAAGUCUGUGCUGAUCAUGGACGGGGCAAGUGCAUUUGGCACAAUAGCCAUUCAGUUAGCCCACCACAGAGGAGCCAAGGUUAUCUCAACAGCACACAGCCUGGAGGACAAGCAACAUCUUGAAAGGCUUAGGCCUUCUAUAGCCCGUGUGAUUGAUGUGUCUAAUGGGAAAGUCCAUGUUGCUGAAAGCUGUUUGGAGGAAACAGGUGGCCUGGGAGUAGAUAUUGUCAUAGAUGCAGGAGUGAGAUUAUAUAGUAAAGAUGAUGAACCAGCUGUAAAGUUACAUCUGCCACAUAAGCAUGACAUCAUCACACUUCUUGGUGUCGGAGGCCAUUGGGUAACAACAGAAGAAAACCUUCAGUUGGAUCCUCCAGAUAGCCACUGCCUUUUCCUCAAGGGAGCAACGGUGGCUUUCCUUAAUGAUGAAGUUUGGAAUUUGUCAAAUGCACAACAGGGAAAAUAUCUUUGUAUCUUAAAAGAUGUGAUGGAGAAGUUAUCAGCUGGUGUUUUCAGGCCUCUGCUCGAUGAGCCCAUCCCACUGUAUGAGGCAAAGGUUUCCAUGGAAGUUGUUCAGAAAAAUCAAGAAAGAAAAAAGCAAGUCGUUCAAUUUUAAUUCUCUUCCCUGAUCUCAGUCGGAUGCACCCACACCAGUGGGGGAAGCCAGUUUUCUUUGGAAAUUGUUGAGAAAAACCAAGGACGAUAAAGCAAGAUUUUAUAUUUUUAAGCCUGUUUUCCUGCCACAGUAAGAUGUUUGGUUAUUUGACAUAUUUGAAAAAUACUUCCAAAAUUAAUGUGCAAACAAUCCAGAUAAUUUUUUUACCAUCUGAAGGGGACAUUCCAAAAGCUUCUUUUAGUUAUUGUAUCUGUACACUUUGCCUCUGCUAUAAAAUUCUUUCCAUUAAGAAAACUGCUUUCAGCAAAAGCUACACUAUUCUAGCAAAUACAUCUGUCACAUGCUUUUGCUAUACCAAACGUCAUUUGAUUUUGUUAUCAACUUCAUUCUCAACACCUUCCUUAACAAACCGUUGAUGCCAUUAUUUUAGCAUUUGUACUUUCCGACUUCAAAGUAUCUAAUCCACUGGCAUUUAAAAUGUUUUUAAAUAUUCA
Molecule: messenger RNA, 1792 nt
Organism: Mus musculus (house mouse)
Lineage: Eukaryota; Metazoa; Chordata; Mammalia; Rodentia; Muridae
Gene: Cryzl1
Product: crystallin zeta like 1
Exons: 13
Coding region: 252-1298 (348 amino acids)
Cellular component (GO): early endosome
Molecular function (GO): identical protein binding; oxidoreductase activity
Source: RefSeq, marked validated